AUGUUAAAUGAAUCUUAAAGUUCUCAAUAUAAUGAAUAUUUCUAUAAAAUACCUGCUCAUAGACACAAAAGAUAUUAUGAAAAAUAAAUAUCCUAAAAAGGUAAAAAAAUGGAUCAAAGAUAAAUUUUUCAUUAUAAAAUCAAAUUUUUGUUCUAGCUCAGCAUUCAUUUGUAAGGUUUCUAAAAUGAAAAAGAGCUUAAAAUACUAAUAAGAAAGGGAAAAGAGUCGAAAAAAUUUCAGAAAGGAAAUUUCAGCUUUAAGGUAAUAAUGAAUAUGUAUAUUUCUAGAAUAUUCUGUAAUAUCAUAAAUAGGACAAUGAUGGAUUAACCUAUACUUUCAUCUAAAAGAUGGUUUAAAGAAAAAUAAAAUAUACUUGGUUAUUCAAAUGA
Molecule: messenger RNA, 389 nt
Organism: Paramecium primaurelia
Lineage: Eukaryota; Ciliophora; Oligohymenophorea; Peniculida; Parameciidae
Source: the annotation of a GenBank genome assembly